UUCGGCCAGAUAUUCAGGCCAGACAACUUCGUGUUCGGUCAGAGCGGAGCAGGAAACAACUGGGCAAAGGGCCAUUAUACGGAAGGUGCUGAAUUAGUCGAUUCCGUGUUAGAUGUUGUAAGAAAGGAGGCAGAAAGCUGUGAUUGUCUCCAGGGCUUUCAGCUUACUCACUCCCUCGGUGGUGGUACAGGCUCUGGCAUGGGUACCCUCCUCAUCAGCAAAAUUCGUGAAGAGUACCCAGACCGAAUUAUGAAUACUUUCAGUGUUGUACCUUCCCCUAAAGUAUCAGAUACUGUAGUAGAGCCCUACAAUGCCACGCUCUCGGUGCACCAGCUUGUGGAGAACACAGAUGAAACAUACUGUAUUGAUAAUGAAGCCCUCUACGACAUAUGCUUCAGAACACUGAAGUUAACUACUCCAACAUACGGUGAUCUGAACCAUUUAGUGUCAGCAACCAUGAGCGGUGUUACCACCUGCCUGCGAUUCCCAGGCCAGCUUAAUGCUGACCUGCGGAAGCUGGCAGUGAACAUGGUUCCCUUCCCCCGUUUGCACUUUUUCAUGCCUGGUUUUGCCCCGCUCACGAGCCGUGGGAGCCAGCAGUACCGUGCUUUAACUGUGCCAGAGCUAACACAGCAGAUGUUUGAUGCAAAGAAUAUGAUGGCUGCGUGUGACCCGCGUCAUGGCCGCUAUCUGACCGUAGCUGCUGUUUUUAGAGGCCGUAUGUCAAUGAAAGAGGUCGAUGAGCAAAUGCUGAACGUUCAGAACAAAAACAGCAGCUAUUUUGUUGAAUGGAUUCCUAAUAACGUUAAAACGGCGGUCUGUGACAUUCCACCUCGUGGCCUGAAAAUGUCUGCCACCUUCAUUGGUAACAGCACAGCCAUCCAGGAGCUGUUCAAACGCAUUUCUGAGCAGUUCACUGCCAUGUUCCGCCGAAAGGCUUUCCUGCACUGGUACACUGGCGAGGGCAUGGACGAGAUGGAGUUCACAGAGGCCGAGAGCAACAUGAACGACCUGGUGUCUGAGUAUCAGCAGUACCAGGAUGCUACAGCUGAGGAGGAGGGGGAGUUUGAGGAGGAGGCUGAGGAAGAGGCAGAGUAAAAGCUAUGCAGAUGAACACCUGUAAAUUUUGUUUAAAGCUGUAUGAACUCUUUCAUUCAAAACUUCUCUGUCUGUGUUGUGUUCCUCUUCCUGUCUCAAAGUCACUUCAAAUGCUGUACAGGCACCAUUAAAGCAUUUUUCACAGUGCA
Pelecanus crispus (Dalmatian pelican) is the source of this 1247-nucleotide messenger RNA. NCBI's taxonomy places the organism in Eukaryota, Metazoa, Chordata, Aves, Pelecaniformes, Pelecanidae. The record is from RefSeq and is a predicted model, not a curated record.